Messenger RNA from Fusarium oxysporum Fo47, 867 nucleotides. Its product is annotated as Zn(II)2Cys6 transcription factor domain-containing protein. The transcript has 2 exons. Gene Ontology annotation, biological process: regulation of DNA-templated transcription. Gene Ontology annotation, molecular function: DNA-binding transcription factor activity, RNA polymerase II-specific; zinc ion binding. NCBI's taxonomy places the organism in Eukaryota, Fungi, Ascomycota, Sordariomycetes, Hypocreales, Nectriaceae. The record is from RefSeq and is a predicted model, not a curated record. The coding region runs from base 91 to 867 and encodes 258 amino acids.
GGCAAUGCCACAAUUUGAGGGGUCUUUCUACUGAUCUCAGCUCCGAAGAAUAUUGUUCGGCAUGGUUGGAGUGGCAGGGCGAUCUAAAGCAUGUCACACGUGCAGGCAGAGGAGAAUCAGGCUGACUGGAUGAUCUUCUCAAAGUGUGGCGCUGAAAAGCCGAGUUGUAGUAACUGCCUCAAGUCUGGUCGACCCUGCGCUGGCUACCAUAAAGCACAGGUCUUCAUACCAUCCCGUUACGCAAAGAUAACCAAUACUGGAGGGAUAACUUUGGACGCACCUCUAUCUCUGUCGCAGUGCAAGGCAAGCAAGCAUCACUCACAUGGACAUCAAAAUCUACCGAUAGCCACGCUUCCGAUGUCGAUACCAGCACGCAACGCGACCAGAGAUCAGUUCUUAGCCAAUUUCAUCAACCGUCAACUUCCAUCUUGUAUCCUCACCUCCGGUCACCUCAACGACCAUCGGAAGUGGCUUCUUCGCCUACCCGACGUAGCAGUACUGACACCGGCCAUGGAGUACGCUAUCUUAGCACUCAGCACCGCGGCCUUUGACAAAGAUGGCGCCCUUGGUGGUCAGAGCCUAAAGCUAUACACUAGAGGACUAUACGAGCUACAAAAGGCCAUUGACGACCCCAAAAUGAGAUCAGACGAUCAAACUCUUGCAGCCUGCGUCUUAUUGGGCAUGUUUGAGUUCUCAGAAUGUCCAGGUAGAACUGUCAGCGCAUACAUGCGGCAUUAUCAGGGGGCUAUGGCUCUGUUGCAGCUUCGGGGGCCCAAGCAGCACAUCAGUGGACUGGCGCAUGAUGUCUUCCAAGUAUUGAGGAUGCAUACUGUAAGCCGACUCAAGUCACGGUCAUACAGCUUCUGA